AGUCCUGGGGGCGAUUUGCUCGACUAAAGGCGGUGCUCCAGCAUGGCCACAGUCAAAUGACUGAAACAAAUAAAAGAGUAAAGAAAGUAUCUUCCUCACCUCAGUGAUCUUGUUUGGGUUUCUUCAUCUUUACAAUAGCCAGUAUUGUUAAAUAAGUACCAGUAAUAUAUUGGUGUCUAUCUAUAAACUGUUUUAUUUCUUAUAGUAAGAUUGUAUAUUUGUUUGUUUUCAGUUUAUCGACGAGUAACAAUGGAUUUGAGAAUGCUGAUUAUGGCAUCACUGACCAGUGGUCUUGCUGGAAUCGGUUAUUAUAUUUGGAAAAAAGCCCUGAAACCCACUCUACAGUUGCUUUAUUAUGACAUCCGUCUUUUGUCAACCUUAUCAAAAGUUGGCAAAGAAAGAAGUAAAAACUACAAAGUUAUGAGUUUAGCUGACGUCUUUCAAGCUUCAGUGAAAGCUAACCCAGACAAAGUAUUUCUCAUCUUUGACCAACAACAAUACACUUACAGUUAUGCUGAUAAAAUCUCCAACAAAGUUGCUAAUCUUUUGUUAUCACUGGGAAUCCAGAAAGGUGAUGUUGUUGCCAUGGUACUGACCAACAGUCCACAGUUUGCUUGGAUCUUCCUUGGUCUUACCAAAAUUGGUGCCAUUCCUUCCUUAUUGAACUACAAUCUUCGAAGUAGUGGCCUUGUUCAUAAUUUGAAAAUCAGCCAUCCAAAGAUUAUCAUUAUUGAUAGUGAUAUUGAUAUUCAAAACAACAUGAAAGAAAUCCAACCUGAAUUCCACAUCCCAAUCUAUGUCGUAUCAACUUCAACGAAAUCCUGUAUUUUACCAGACUUUUUGUCAUUUGAUGAUGUUUUGGAAUUGUCUUCAGAUGCAAUAGUAGAUCCUUCUUUGAGGAAGCCAUUACAUAUGUCAUCUUUGUUCUGUUAUAUCUACACAUCAGGCACCACAGGGGUUCCAAAAGCCUGCAAUAUUUACAUCAGCAAAUUCCUGGGAAGUUUACGCUUUGGCAACAUCAUUGGCAUCUGUAACUCUGAUGUUAUCUAUGUCACUCUUCCACUUUACCAUUCAAAUGGACUCUUUCUGGGUUUCAAUUUGGCUCUAAGUCGAGGAGCUACAAUUGUUUUGAAGAAGAAAUUCUCUGCCUCAAGUUUCUGGAAAGAUUGUUGUCAAUACCAAGUCACUGCUGUUCCUUACAUUGGUGAAUUGUGCCGUUACGUUCUCUCACAACCCAUUACUACUUCAGAAUCUUUACAUCAAGUGAGACUUAUGUACGGAAAUGGACUAAGUAAAGAUAUAUGGAGCAAGUUUCAAAAUCGAUUCCAUAUUCCUCGAAUAAUCGAAUUCUUUGGAGCUACUGAGGGUAAUGUUCUGUUGAUUAAUACAGAGAAUAAAGUUGGUGCUGUUGGACGAAUAUCACCUUUUUUGAAUAAAAUCCUUCCCAAGACAUUACUCGUGAAAUAUCACAAUGGCACUGUGGAACCUCAAAGAGAUUGCCGAGGGAGGUGUAUACCAAUUUCUCCAGGAGAAACGGGCCUGCUUUUGAAUGAAAUAAUCCCCAGAUUUGAUAACAAGAUCUAUAAAGGCACCAAAGACUUGGAUAAUCAAAAAAUUGUGACAGAUGUGCUGAAAAAAGGAGACAAAUUCUUCAACUUUGGAGAUGUACUCUUCUUAGACGAAGAUUAUUUUGUUUACUUCAAAGACAGAAUUGGAGACACAUUCCGAUGGAAAGGAGAAAAUGUGGCCACACAAGACAUAACUGAAACUUUCAGAGACAUCAGUUUCAUUCAAGAUGUUGUUGUUUAUGGUGUGGAAGUCACAGGUUACGAAGGUCGAGCUGGCAUGGCCUCUUUGAAACUUGAAAAUGCAGCAGCUUUGAGUAAGAAUCAACUUGAAGUUCUAUACCAACACUGUCAAAAGAAAUUACCAACUUACUCAAUUCCACUGUUUUUACGAACACAAAAAGAAGUUUACCUGACAGGAACUUUUAAAUAUCAUAAACCAAAACUUCAGAAAGAAGGUUUCAAUCCAGAACUCAUCUCAGACUCUCUCUAUUUUCUGAACCGAUCAGCCAUGUGUUACGUUCCACUAUCAAACGACAUUUAUUUGCAGAUCUUACAUGUGUCAUCACUGUUAUAGGGCAAUAGUCUGGAGAGAGAGAGAGAGAUUUGUUACGUAAGGACACUAUUUCUGAAAUUGUUUUUUAAAAAAAUAAAACCAUGAAAUUUAUUUACCAUUUCAAAUAACUGACAUUGGCUUUUCUUUUCUGAAAAAUCUUACUUUUUGUGUGUGAGAAUCAAAUUGAAAAACAUUGUCUUUAAAAGGGUUGCCUGACAUGUAAGAAAGACUCCAUUCAGAGCAGAAACAGGUGAGAUUCUGUCUUGUUUAUUAUUCAAUUCAAAUUAAAUUAAAAUCUAAUUAAGGUUCAGUGUCUCAAACAUUUCUUAACCCUCUGAAAGUUUGCAUUUUUUUAUAUUUAUUUUGUACUUUUACAUAUCACAUUAUGAGUAAUUUCUCGUUAUGAAAACAAGAAGCAGUUUACUUGAUGACAAUCAAAGCACAUAUCUUUAUAUAUUUGGAUAUCUGGUCUGGAGAAGACAAGUCAAAUAUUCAAAUUGACUCAAACCACAACAUUUUUGUUUACUCUCAUUUAUAUCCUGAUUAGAUUUGCUUUCUUCAAACUGAGUUUAAUCCCUAAUUAUUCUUUUGAAAUGGGAUCUCAUUAACAUUCUUUCAUUAAUUUCUCUAUUUCAUGUCUGUUUUACUAAAUUAUUCCACAACUCUCACCAUUGUCAUAAUCAGUAGAUCUGCAACUGAUGGUCUCCUACAGAACUGUUCACUCUUUUUAUGCCCCUCCUCCCCCCCCAGAUUCAAUGUAGAUCAAUUCAACUGAAGAAUUGGGGGUCAUCUUACAAUAGCUUAUUCUUCAUCCACCACCUGCUAUGAGGGCAGAGUAGCCAAGUGCUAAGAUAUUACACUAAUGUUAUUUCAUAAAUAUAUUUCUACGAGAUCACCCACCAAUGGUGAGGGACAGCCCCCCGCCCUUCUCCAAAUCUAGUGAAUCUCAUAGAAGAAAAGGAUUAAACUUGAUAUAAAAUUCUUGACUGGAAUCAGUUUACACCUCUUGUAUUGGUAUUGCUUUUGAGAAAGACAAGAAUCACAUCAUUUCCAAAUCAGAAAUUCUUGUAUUUUCUUGUAGCUGAUGCCUUGUUUAGCAGGAAUUUAGGAAUUAGUUUGGUCUUUCAAUGUUGCAACAGAUUCCCAUCAAAUCACUAAAAACACUCCCAAACAAUUGUAAUGUCACCAUUUUUCAAGUUGUCAGUUUUUCUCGAAAUCUUCAAGCUUCUUCUCGUCACUUCAAACUUGUACGAGAUUCUUUCAGAUUCAAUGUCACAAACAAAGUGAAAAGGCAUUGGUUUUUGUUUGUUUUUUUUUUCCUAUAUCAGCUCCUCUACUUUGCAUGUAUCCCUUCACUGUGUUGUUUAACCCAAGGUCUGCUCCUAUCAUGCAUACCUAUGACCAAAGCAUUUUGGCCAUCACCAUCCAUCCAGCUAUCUUUUUGCCUACCCAGGACUUUUAUCCAGUGUUGUAUUUUUUUUUUAACACACGAUUUGAAAUGAAGAUUUGGCUGUUAUUUUCGUUAGGUCAAAUGACCAUGUAGAGUUUCUUGUUGGUCCAUUAUCCUCAGUCUAAGUAAACGAGGGUGCUGCUAGGAAGAGUAGCAAUAAAACCAAUUUUAUAUUUUAUCAUUUGCUGACAACACAUCAUUGAUGUACUCAGAGUAUAUCCUGCAGUAAAUGUUUUUUAAUGUCUUUGGAAUAACCACAAUUUCUAAUUGUGAAAUCUCAACCCAGCGACUGAAAAAAUAGGGCAUCAGUCUGCAACAGUCUGUUGUUAAAGAAAUCAGGCCAGCCUUGUAUUAUUUGUAUCAUCAAGAGUUACUUGUUUUGGAAAUUCUUUUAGAAUUUUAAAGCAAGAAAUAUUUUCUUCUCAUCAAAUCACUAAAUUCUUGGAGACUUGAGAUCAACAAUCAGUUUCUAUAGAAUGCUGGAGAUGUUGUUGCCAUUAAGAUCUUAGUUUUCAGAAGAUCAUUUGCGGAACUCCUCUGAUUUUCUCUGAAAUUCGUCAUAUUUGGUAAUUUUAUUUGAUUACAUAAAGCAAGUGGUGAAAUUUAUUUGAUUGGUCAACAUUUCUGCUUUUCUUGUCUUUGGUUCCAUUUACUCAGGAAUUCAACGUUAAAGUGUCAAACUUCCUUUAUGUCUCUUUGAAAUAGGGAACAAAAUUGUCUUCAGUGGACUAUUCCAUGAUAACCCUGUUACGAUAUUUGGGGAUCUUAGUAAUUCUGCACUUUUCCAUAUCAUCUCACUCCCUGCAAAUUCAUAUUGCAACAUGUGAUGAGCAAACUUUACUUGUGUUUCUUCUUUUUGAAAUGUAAAUAAAAAGAAAAGCUUUGGUGAGAUUAAAUGAUAUCAGCUCUGACAACUGAAGUUAUUCUGCAGCACUGAAAAUGGUAAACAUUUUGUCCGUCCAAAUUCCGUAAUAGCUCAGCAGCAAACAAACUCCUUCAAGUCUUUCUCAUCAUCCACAUGCAGCACUUUAUUAUUAUUAUUAUUAUUAAUGCUGAUGACAAGGGCCUUUGAACCUUCUUCGAUAUUUGUUGAAACGACGACUUUCAUGCUAUAAGCCUUUUUACUCUGCAUUAUACAUACAUAUAUAUAUGUGUGUAUAUAUAUAUAAUAUGUGUGUAUAUAUAUAUAUAAUAUGUGUGUAUAUAUGUUGCCGUCUCCAACGUUGCCGUAUACAUUGUCCCGGUUCGCCCAUUCCUCAUCCUUCUGUAGUGCUGUUUGAAAGGGAGGUAACUUUGGCUAUCAGAAUAUCUAAGGGCAAUAACUGGCGCAAUCUUGUUUCUUCACCUUAUUUUUGUAUCUGUCAACUCUAAAACUCCGAUAUUUCUCUCUCUGAUGUAUCUACAGGCUCUCAACUCUGACUGUUGAACAUUAUCUAGAAUAUUCUGGCAAAAAUUUAAAUCGUAAAACCGCCCAAAGACAAUUCUGCAUGAUUAAUGGAAAUAACAAACCAAGUGACUUCCUAACAACUAAAGUGGACAGGAAGUAGAAAAGACGGCUUUGUUUUCUGGAUUUUGGUCGUGAAUAAAAUAUCUUGUUCACCA
Messenger RNA from Octopus bimaculoides (California two-spot octopus), 5173 nucleotides. Its product is annotated as long-chain fatty acid transport protein 6. Gene Ontology annotation, molecular function: long-chain fatty acid-CoA ligase activity; long-chain fatty acid transmembrane transporter activity. Gene Ontology annotation, cellular component: endoplasmic reticulum membrane; plasma membrane. Gene Ontology annotation, biological process: long-chain fatty acid metabolic process; long-chain fatty acid import into cell. The record is from RefSeq and is a predicted model, not a curated record. NCBI's taxonomy places the organism in Eukaryota, Metazoa, Mollusca, Cephalopoda, Octopoda, Octopodidae.